Molecule: messenger RNA, 1167 nt
Organism: Centruroides sculpturatus (bark scorpion)
Lineage: Eukaryota; Metazoa; Arthropoda; Arachnida; Scorpiones; Buthidae
Exons: 2
Coding region: 82-933 (283 amino acids)
Biological process (GO): intracellular signal transduction
Source: RefSeq, a predicted model, not a curated record
AUUAAAAAUUUGUUGAAACCCUUAUUGUUAUCACCGACGAAGUAAUUGUUUUAACAAAUUACUAUUUAAUAAAUCGGCGCAAUGGGUCAACACAAUUGUAAACGUUGUAAGAAAUCGCUCGUCUCCAAAAUUUUCUUUCGUCGAGAUCAUUUUAUACGUCAAGAAAUCAUUUCCGUGUUAAGUUUCGAGCAAGACGACGGCCAACGUCACGUAACGACCAUAUUAAAUUUACACGAUCGCUGGAAGAAACUCAAACAUGGAAAGCAUUGCAGCGAAGUAUUAGAACGCCGUAUGUUGCAUCACGCCGCUAAGUUGUGCUAUUAUUGGUGGUUAUCCAAUAGUAACUUGGUGUGCCAAGUCCUUUAUCGAAUUUACCGACUCGAAUCGCACUUUCCAAUCGUCUACAAUCACGUCAUUACCAAUGGAGAACCUCAAACUGACGAUUGGCCAAUUCCGAUAGCGCGCUGCAACGUAGAGCCUAAUGAAUACGCCAGGAUAAUCUAUUUCCUUCGUCACGCGAACAAUUGUAAAAUGACCAUUAACGGCGUCAGAUUCCCGGAUCUACCAACGUCGUCCUUUUAUUGGCUUCCACCGUGGAUUUCGGCCGUGUUGAAAAAAUACAUCAGGAACGAUCUACAACUUCAGAGUUCGAUACUGAUUGUUAAACUGCUACUUCGAAUUAUUCCUCAGCUACAACAAAGAGAUAUGAAGUUACCGGAUAUGACGGAAAUCCGUUCUUUCGUCGACGAUUUGAGUGAACGAGGAAUUAUAUGGAAUUUGAGGCGAAGGUAUUUGCAACCGUCAGAACUGCACCAUCUUUGUCGAUGCGUUAUCAGAAGACAUUUGAGGAAAAUGUGGAAACUUCCUCUAGGGAUUUUUGAGCUUCCACUCCCGAAUUUACUACAAAAAUAUCUGAAUCUGGAAGACGAUUAAUUCGCCAUUUAAAAUAUUGGAUGCGUUUUAUAAGUUAAUUUUGCGGAAAAAUUAAUCAAAAUCGUUGAAAUUUUACGACGUUUAGUAUCUAAUUUGGAUAAAUUGAAAUCGUGUUAAAUCAUAAUUAAUUUUUAUGAACUAAGUUCUUUUCUGUUUGAAACACUUCGUUAUCAUUUUCUAAUAGUAAAAUAUUUUAAAAUCAAUGUAAUUGAAACAUAAAAUUUAUGAAAUUUU